GUGGAACGCCGCGACGCCCAACGUUCCGUCCCUGGGACUUUCGGCGCUGUGAUUGGUGCAACCGAGAAAGAGCGCGCGUGUGUACUAGGCUAGUUUCUCGCGGAUCCCGGAAGGGCGCGUUGGAGGCUUUGCUGGAUAGAGCCACGUCCGCUUGCAGAGCCGUAGGGAAAUGCACAUCUGUAGAGAUGGAUUUUGAAGCAAUUUCGAAGUACUCAAAGCUGCAUGCCAAACCUCCAGGACUGUCCCUUCAGUAUGGAACAGCUGGUUUCCGUACUAAAGCAGAGAACCUUGAUCACACGAUGUUUCGCAUGGGCUUGCUGGCUGUGUUGAGGUCCAAGCAAAAAAAAUCCACCAUUGGUGUUAUGGUUACAGCCUCUCACAACCCUGAAGAAGACAAUGGUGCAAAGUUGAUUGAUCCCUUGGGUGAAAUGUUGGCACCUACUUGGGAAGCACAUGCGACACGCUUAGCCAACGCAGAAGAACAUGAAUUGCAGUGUGUGCUGACUGACAUCUGCCAGAAGGAAGGUGUGGACCUUCAGCAAGAUGCCUUCGUUGUUAUUGGUAGAGACACCAGACCUAGCAGUAAGAAACUUUCGCAAUUGGUAACUGUUGGCGUGUCUGUUCUUGGAGGUCAUUACCAAGAUUACAGCUUGUUAACAACACCACAGCUACACUACAUGGUCUGCUGUCGAAACACUUGUGGGAGUUAUGGGGCUGCGACAGUUGAAGGUUACUACCAAAAACUCUCCAAGGCUUUUGUGGAGCUUACAAAGCAGGCUACCAGCCAAAGGGAUGGCCAUAUGUCUCUGAAGAUAGAUUGUGCAAACGGCAUAGGGGCUCUCAAACUCAAAGAAAUGGAACGCUAUCUUCCAGGCUGCUUCGUAAUGCACAUCGACAAUGAUGGCACUAAAGGGGAACUCAAUCACCUAUGUGGUGCCGAUUUUGUAAAAGUUCAUCAGAAACCUCCUGUGGGAUUGGAAAUGAAGCCUAGUGAGAGAUGCUGCUCAUUUGAUGGUGACGCUGACCGAAUUGUUUACUACUACAACGAUGCUGCUGGCCAUUUUCAUCUUCUCGAUGGAGAUAAAAUAGCAACUCUAAUCAGCACUUUCCUUAAAGAACUUCUGGUCAGGGCUGGGCAGACCUUAUCGUUUGCAGUCAUACAAACAGCCUAUGCCAAUGGGAGCUCUACGCGUUAUUUGGAAGAAACCAUGAAGGUGCCUGUCCACUGUGCCAAAACAGGAGUGAAGUACCUGCAUCACAAGGCUCAGGAAUUUGACAUUGGAGUUUAUUUUGAGGCAAACGGUCACGGCACAGUACUGUUCAGUAAAGCUGCAGAAGAGAAGAUUAGAUACCAGGCGAAAGAGGAAAAAAACAACCAAAAAAGAGAAGCUGCAAAGAUGCUUGAAAACAUGAUUGACUUGAUAAAUCAGACUGUUGGUGAUGCUAUCUCAGACAUGCUAGUGAUUGAAGCCAUCUUGGCUCUGAAGAACUUCACGGUACAACAGUGGGAUGCCAUGUACACAGAUCUUCCCAACCGGCAACUCAAAGUGAAGGUUGCUGACAGAUGCAUAAUUGACACUACGGAUGCUGAAAGACGAGCAGUCACACCCCCAGGGCUGCAAGAGAAAAUUGAUACCCUUGCCAAGACGUUUAAAUUGGCUCGAGCUUUUGUUCGCCCAUCUGGAACGGAAGACAUUGUCAGAGUCUAUGCUGAAGCUGACACACAGGAAAAUGCAGAUAAACUUGCACACGAAGUCAGCCUGGCUGUCUACCACUUAGCUGGGGGAGUUGGAGAACAGCCCAAGGCUGUAGUAUGAUGAAGCACAAAUCUUCAAGCUCAAUCUUUAACCACCCCUUUGCCAUAUAAACCUUUACUAAGUGACUCCAAAUUAAUGUUGAUUAUUUAAAAAAGGUUCCUUUAGACGUGGGUUAGCUGCUUACUGUCCUUUCUGUGAACUUUAUCGGAUCACUGCUGUUUUAAACCCGACUAUUUGUCAAAUAGAAGAUAAUAAAAUUGAAUUUUGACAAUCA
This is a messenger RNA of Rhineura floridana, 2031 nucleotides long. RefSeq names its product phosphoglucomutase 3 (gene PGM3). Gene Ontology annotation, biological process: UDP-N-acetylglucosamine biosynthetic process; hemopoiesis; carbohydrate metabolic process. Gene Ontology annotation, molecular function: phosphoacetylglucosamine mutase activity; magnesium ion binding. The record is from RefSeq and is a predicted model, not a curated record. Lineage: Eukaryota; Metazoa; Chordata; Lepidosauria; Squamata; Rhineuridae. The transcript is spliced from 13 exons. Bases 186 to 1817 code for a protein of 543 amino acids.